AUGAGCACCACGAACGGCACUACGAACGGCACCACCAAUGACACCGGUGACCAAGGCAUGCUUGCCUACGCCGCUCCCUCCUGGUUCCAGCCUCACAACGCUCGCCAGGCCAUUCGUGAUGCACAUGAGAAAAGGAUUCCUCCCAUGCUUUGCGUCUACUAUGGCAUCAGCUCAAUACCCGUAGCUAGGUUGUUAGCGCCGUUCGGUUUCGAUGCCGUGUGGAUCGACUGGGAACAUACAUCAUGCAAUGUGGAGACCAUGACUACAAUUGUGCACGAGACUAUUUUCAUGAGCGGUGGCAAGACGAUUCCAUGGGUGCGUGUCCCUGGCCACGACCACGCAGCUAUUGGCUACGCUUUGGACUGCGGCGCCAGUAUCGUGGUGCCCCAAGUCGACACUGUCGAGCAGUGCAAGCACGUAGUUUCAGCAGCCAAAUACGGCACCAAGCAGAAUGGUACCCGAUCGGCGCCGCCUUUCCGCCUGGUCCCGGGCCUGACCGAUAUGCCGAUGAUUGGCAACGACAUCCACAAGUCACUCAACCAGCAGGCCGCCGUUAUGAUUCAGAUCGAAAGCCUAGAGGGUAUCAACAAUCUCGAUGCCAUGCUAACAGAAUGCCCCGAUAUCGAUGCCGUGUGGUUGGGUUCGUUAGAUGCUCGUAUUAGCAUGAACUUGGCCGGGAAUGGUGGAAUGGGCGGAUCCGAGCCAGAGUGGCAGGCUGCGGUCCAGAAGUUCGAAUCGACGCUAAAGAAGCACAACAAGCCGCGUGCCGGUUUUGGUUUCGGUCCGCAGAUCAAGGAAGUUGCGGAGAAGGGUUACUCAAUGAUUACUUACGAUGCGGAUGUGGUCCAUUUGGCUCAACUAGGACAGAGUUUCCAGGAAGCAAAGAAGUUGGUCGCCUUGUAA
Messenger RNA from Neoarthrinium moseri, 903 nucleotides. RefSeq lists its product as uncharacterized. NCBI's taxonomy places the organism in Eukaryota, Fungi, Ascomycota, Sordariomycetes, Amphisphaeriales, Apiosporaceae. Bases 1 to 903 code for a protein of 300 amino acids. The transcript has 4 exons. Gene Ontology annotation, molecular function: aldehyde-lyase activity. The record is from RefSeq and is a predicted model, not a curated record. Gene Ontology annotation, cellular component: cytoplasm.